UCGAGAAGGGAGUGGGCAUCCGGAGCACCGCGCGAUUCGGAACACUCUAUGCCAUCCCCAAAGGAAACAUGGAUGAACGGCUACUUAAAGAAAUUAUGUGAUAUUGCCGUAAGAAUGUCACCACUGCAUACUUCCCGUUUCUUUGUGUUAUUUAUGUUUUUCUGCAAUGUUUGUAGGACACUAGCGAAAUCCCUACCGGAGCAAGGAACAGUUGAAGUGCUGAUUAAAGUCCAGGUCUUUGACAACAGUGACCUUUCACCUCUAAAAGAAGCUGCAGUUCAGGUGUAUGGAAACCAGUCUACCUUGGCAUCUGGCCUGGCCGGAGAGGAUGGCAUCAUCAGGGUUACCUUUUUGUACCGCCCAGGGUCCUGGGUCAUUGUUGCAGCAUCCAAAUAUGGAUUUGUUACUAACUCUGCCCCCUGGCACGCCGGUCGCAUCCCUUUGUAUGCGUCGGUAAGUCUGUAUCUGCUCCCACAGAGACCAGCCACUCUGCUACUGUAUGACGAUGUUGUGCAGCUCCUGCUGGGCUCUCCGGGAUCCAAGAAUCAGCCAUGGGUGCAGAUUCAGAGGAGGGCCCUCCGGCCGGUACUCAACACCUCUCACAUCUCUCUCUCCGCCAUGCUCACAUCCACUAGGAGCCAGUACGAGCUCGGGGGCUUUCCUUAUCCUCUGGGCCUGGAGCACAACUCCACAGGCUCGAACAGCAGCUGGGUGGAGCUAACUGCCGUGACUGCACUGUGCGCCACCCUCACCGGUCCGAAUGGCACUCAGGUCCAGGUCACAGAUCCCAUCCACGUAUCUGUGCCCCUUCCCUCAGACUCACCCCUCCAAGAUGCCACAAGCGUGCCCAUCUGGAAGUUUGAAGAGAGAUCAGGACUGUGGCUCAGAAGUGGUGCAGGCUACAUUAGCAGAGAUGGAACACACAUGACCUGCAGUUUUGUGGCUCCACAUUUAGGAUACUGGCUGGCAGCUUUUCCUCUGGCUACAGGCACGGUCCUGAACCCCUCUGGUCUGAGAGACAUCACCACAUAUCACACCAUCUUUCUCCUGACCAUUCUGGGCUCCAUGGCCCUUCUGGUUCUAAUCCUGCUCUGCCUGCUGCUGUACUACUGCAGGAGACGAUGUUUAAAGCCCCGGCAGCAUCGGCGUAAAUUGCACCUCUCCUCCCUGGACAGCUGCACAAGAGACCAAGGCACAUCCACUUCACAGCUCAACCUCAUCAGCGGUGGGCAUAUAGAGACAGCCGCCUCUAUCAGAGAUGCCAAUGGUGUGAAAUCGGUGCUGUCCUCCACCCGGGACCUGCACAGCUUGCGUGAAGACUUUUUCGGGCGUGGCCCAAAGCCUCAGCACUUGAAGCGGAACACGUAUGGCAGGCACAGCGAGACUUUCCCGCUGCAAGCCGCCCACUCUCCCCACAGCAGCAACUUGGAGCCACUGCAGCGAGAUGACCCGAUCAGGGGCUACAGCUCAGCUGAUAACUCUGAUGACCGGCGUCACCGUGAUGGCAAGGACAUCCAUGUUUCUGUGUCUGAUGCUCCAUCCCUGCCAUUCAGUGACCAUUACCAUGAGCACGGGCAGGACAGCAAGCCCCCGGAAUACUCGGACUCCCAGACAGCAGACCGUGCAAAUGGCCAGCUGAUCUUCUGCCACUCCGUGGAUCAUAUGAAGGAGGGCAUGUACCAUGGCAUGGUGCCCACUCUGGUCAUCCCGGCCCAUUACGUACGCCUGUCCUCGGACCUGUCAGCCAUGGAGCAGGCUGUGGAGAGGCAACAGCAGCUGCAGCAUGACAUGGAGGCCAUCCAGGUGAGCAUGACCCUGCCUCGAGUGCAGGGCCAGCACCAGAAGAGCCAGCAGGAGCAGGCUGAGCCCCAGGAGGAAGACAAGGCAGCUCAGCAGGGUGAAGGAUCCCAGGAGCAGCAGUGGAGCUCAGAGGAUUCCUCCGGUCCGGUUCACAUCCCAGUCCUGUUCAAUGACUCGGCUGUGGCACAGAUGAACGGCGAGCUGAAGGCACUCACAGAGAAGAAGCUACUGGAGCUCGGUGUCAAGCCGCACCCACUCGCCUGGUUCGUGUCACUCGACGGACGCUCUAACGCCCUCGUGCGCCACUCCUACAUCGAACUGGGCAACGAGCCGCUGGGGCAAGCCAUGCAGGAGCACCGCGCUGAGACGUACCCUGGGAACUCUGGGAGGGCUUCACAGAGGAAGAUGAAGGAGGAGAGCAGAGCGAGGGAGAGUGGCGACAAGAAGGUUCACAGUAAGUUCCACUCCAAGCUGCCGGUCAUCGACUCCACUGAGCCUGCUAGCAGAGAGAGCCGAGCGGCAGCAUCUUUGCCGGAGGACGGCUCAGCACUGGCACUGACAGACAAAGCCCAGGAGUCGCAAGGAGGAACGUUUUCUCGGCAAGAGCGCAGCCAUGAUGACGGCAGUGCAUUUGUGGUGCACAGGGAGACAAUGACCAGCCCCGGCGAUGAUGAAGGUGAUGACAAAGAUGAGGAAGACGAGAAUAAGAAGAGCCCCUGGCAGCGACGGGAGGAGAGGCCACUCAUGGUAUUCAAGUAGUUCCCUCGAGUGGACAAUCAUGAGAACUCAAGAGGACUAUCAAGGCAAUCCUCUUAGAUGCUCACUCAUUUGGAGGCAUUUGAUGGAAUAAAAGAAUAGACAUGCAAGAAAUGCAGGCAAAAGCACAAAAUGACAGGGAAAGAGCCACUUACCGGAAGAAUGAGUAGUGAACAGCCUAGUGUUUGACCACUGGUACAAGCAAACUGGCUUUUGCAUGAGCUCUACCUGCCACUGGAUAACAAAUCCUCCUCGAUGCUCUGCCGAUGUUGUGUUUUCCUAAAGCAGAAUGAAAAAACACAUGGGAUGUAGACACCAAUUCACAAACCCAGAGAAGGCCAUAUUUUCUAAAGCCGAGUUUAUUUUUGAGACUUUUUAAAAUAUAUGAUUAACUUUUAAUGUGACCCCUUAAUGUGCGCCUUCCAGCAACCCCUCAUAAUCCCCCAUGGCAAUGAGUCUGAGCCAAGUUCACACUGUCUUUGGGAAGUACUCCACAGGCCUUAAAGAAUUCCUCAGCAAAGAAGACAAAAAGCCUAAGAAGCAAGAAAAACAAAGUUUAGCAAAGAAAAAAAAAACAUACAGACUGAAUUCAGGAUGUUUUAAAGUAUGUUUGCUUUUUCUGAACCUUUGUUUUGUUUUGUUUUUUAAAGGUUUGAUUUUAUAUGACUUAACUAAAGCUGAAACACAGAGAUGUGUGUGUGUGUGUGUGUCAAUCAUACCAUUCACAAAAGGCAGUGAAAUGGUUGCUGUAUUAAUGGUUGUUUACUCAAAAUAUGACUUAAAUUUUAAAAAUGUAAUUCUCACUUAACAACACUGAAUCUGGUUUCUGGUCAAAGCUGCCAUUUUUACCUGAUCAGUGAUCAGUUUUUUCAAUUAGUUAGCAACUGUAUUCUGUUGUCAUAUCUAACUACACAGUUCCUGUGUUAGCUUCUGUGGGAUGCCCUGGCAUAGGUGAGAUUUUGUUUAGAUUAGUGCACAAUUGUAUAUGUCUUACAUGUCGAAUUGGAAGAUCUAUGUAAUGACAGCAUAAGCCAUUAUGUAAAAAUUCAAAUAUCUGGAACAUUCUCAACUUUUGCCCGGAUAAAUUCUAUCCCCCAAAUCAGGGUGUGGAAGAAGCGUGUGUUUUGACAGUCUGGAUAUGGCUGAGUUGGGAGAGGGAGAAGCAUACUGUUGUAUCUGGUGUCCCUCAAGCCUUGGCUGGUUAGCCUUCACUCAGAUCUUUGCUGCAUAUAUUUAUCAGGAGGCACACUUCAGCAGUUCUUCAUUAUUAUAAAUUUUAAAUGAAAUUAAUCAUUUUACGUUCACUGACUCCAGCCCAGUUUGUCAAGUGAUGCAUAUUGUGCAUGGAUGAAUUUACAGUAGAGAAACUGUAUCAGGUACAUUUUUUUAAACACGACUGAGAAUUGCUGAGUGAAGCACUCUUACUAAACUGUGUGAACCACUUAUUGUUUAUAACACUGUAGUAAACAUAACACUUUUGCUCUGGUCUCAUGUUUUUGUUUUAUCUCCAUUCUGUUUUGCCAAUGUCUAGCCACAAUGUUAUUUGUCCCAGCUGAGUAUGCCUGUUAAUUGAAGAUUGUCUUAAGUAAUUGAAGUGCAUCUGCUUAAACCAUUUUGACAACUUUUUAAAAUAUUCUUUGGCAGAAUAUAAACAAAGAAAAUUACACAUUAGCCAUGGAGUGUCAAAAUCUUUUUAAAAGUAAAGCAAUUCAAAACAGUACUAUAUCAAGUGCAAACAACUUUCUUGGUUUUCCAUAAAACACUGUCCUGCUCAGGCUCUCUUUCUCUCUCUCCAUCUGUCCAUUUCAUCCUUUUUAUACAUUGCCUUUGAAGUGCCUUUUUGAGUCUUACUCUCCCACAUAGCCUUGCUGAAUUGAACUGCUGUCCUUAAAAGUUCCAAGAAUAGCGGGCCAUCUAAACUGAAAAUCUUAGAUAAGCUUUGUUUCUGUUUCUUCCAUGCUCAUUUUUCAUUAGGUUUGUCCUACCAUUAAAGAACUGCCUCAUAGUAAUGUACCACACAAUUCUAUUUUUUAUCAGCAAUCUUCUACAGUAGGUCAUAGUACAUGACAGCUUCUGAGCCAUCUUGUCCAUUCUUUCCCUUUUGCUUGCGCCCUUGCACUCUGAUUUCUCACUUGCCUUGACAUGCUUCCCAUGUCUGCUGCACCUUUAUCUGGAAAUACCCAGAGUAACUUGGUUCUAAGCUUUUGGAGGAUCCAUUCCUUACACAUUUGGGUAAACUUGAUAUGGUUUGAGGUGUUUCUGAUGCUUCCACAGAACUAUAACUUUUGGUUGACCUGGCUGUAUUUGCCGGUUGUUUGUGAUAAUCAGUCUCCAUAUAACUGACUCUAAUAACAGCUACUGCAUGUAUUUUAAUACAUAAGAUGCACUGUUUGACAGGUUAAAGGUUAAUGCCAUGCUGGGAUGUGAAAUCCUUUGUUCUACAAAAAAAUUAUGCUUCAAACUUGUAAACAUUUUCUUCUGUGUUCUUGUCGUUUCUGAUUAGUGUCUGUAUUACAGAUAUGUAACAGCAUUUGAAAUAACUAUUUGUCUUGUACAAUAAUAUAGAUUAUUUUAGUUUAUCCUUUUGACAGGCUGAUAAAGAUUAAAAGUUUACAUACAACAGUAAUCUAGUAUAAAUGGAAAAAGUCUGCUCAUGAAUUUGACAUUUUGAUCGUGCAUUCUCUUACUGUAAUUGUUUUGACCACUUUGUAUGUAUGAGACGUUGUUGAACUGAAAUAAUUAAAAGCCAAGUAAAAAAUUGCAUAUUUA
This is a messenger RNA of Electrophorus electricus (electric eel), 5325 nucleotides long. RefSeq names its product family with sequence similarity 171 member A2a (gene fam171a2a). Lineage: Eukaryota; Metazoa; Chordata; Actinopteri; Gymnotiformes; Gymnotidae. The record is from RefSeq and is a predicted model, not a curated record.